Metarhizium album ARSEF 1941 is the source of this 822-nucleotide messenger RNA. RefSeq lists its product as uncharacterized. The transcript has a single exon. Lineage: Eukaryota; Fungi; Ascomycota; Sordariomycetes; Hypocreales; Clavicipitaceae. The record is from RefSeq and is a predicted model, not a curated record. The coding region runs from base 1 to 822 and encodes 273 amino acids.
AUGUCUCUCCACUUCCUUGAUCUCCCCGUCGACAUCCUCUCGCUCAUCCUCGGCCCGCUCCUUAUCCAAGACCAGCAGCCGAUUGCACUCUGUCCAUGCGGCUCGCCCGAGAGCGGCGGCGGCUUCGGCACAAACCCGCUUUCGGUACUGCUCAUCCAUCCUGCCAUCUACGCCAUCGCCGCGCCGCUCCUGUACGAAGGCAACGAGUUUGUUCUGGAUCUCAGACUGGAGCACGGUCUUCACACAAGGUCGUACCUGGAUGACCGGGCCGAGGAGGAUGCGUCGGACAGCAGGGACGGGCUCCGGUCCACCAAGACCGACGACAUGGCCAUUCACCGGAGGAAAGAGAUGCUCGCGCUGCAGGGGGCACUCGGCAGGAUACGGUCCCUGGAGAUGAGGAUUUCGAAGCUGCGGGGCUGGAUCGACGUGAGGAUCGUGCCGCUGGUGCGGGACAUGAUUGUCAGCGGCGGCCUGGCCGAGCUGACGGUCAAGAUCUACAGCUCCGCGGGACACGCAGCGCGGGGGAACAGCAUAUUCACGCGUCCCCCGCUGGCGGGUGUGCUGUCCCUCCUCUCCGAUCCAUAUCUACGGACCGCGUGUCUGUGGGUCUCGGCGGCGGCUGGCGGAGCGUGGGAGCCGUUCCGGACGUCGACUGCUUCGGCGGCGGCGGCGGCGGAGGGACAUGGCGGCGGCGACGGCAACGACGACGGCGACGGCCUCGUGCAGAUCGACUGGGCCAGCAUCGUGAAGCAGCUCGACCCCGAGGGCAGACAAGUGGCCGUCUUGAGGGACGGCGGCAAGGCCAACGUAGCUCGGUGGUGA